This is a messenger RNA of Drosophila bipectinata, 2172 nucleotides long. RefSeq names its product phosphatidylinositol glycan anchor biosynthesis class L (gene PIG-L). Gene Ontology annotation, cellular component: endoplasmic reticulum. Lineage: Eukaryota; Metazoa; Arthropoda; Insecta; Diptera; Drosophilidae. The record is from RefSeq and is a predicted model, not a curated record. Gene Ontology annotation, biological process: GPI anchor biosynthetic process. Gene Ontology annotation, molecular function: N-acetylglucosaminylphosphatidylinositol deacetylase activity.
CUGAAGUGCUAAUUUGAUGGUUUAACCUUUGUUAAAAAAAAGCGGCACCUGAUAACAUCAUAAAACCGCGAUCAAAAAACUUAGAAAAAAUCGUGACUCACGCACAUGCCACGCAACUUUACAAUCGCUCAUCGCUAGCUGCUGCCCCCGAAAGAAAGAAAUAAAAUGCAGACUUUUACGAUCUAAACUGCGCGCGGGCACGUAACCGAAACGUUUUAAAGUAUUAUACUGCAACUAAGUAAGGAUUAAAAGUGGCCCUUGUGAGAUAGUAACCUGUGGCCGUCGUUUUCUUCGAUUUUCCGGCUGUUCCGCCUGCCCCUGCUGCAUGUCCAUUUUUGGUGAAAGAUUUUUCGCCAAGAAUUUUUCAGCGCGCAAUGAGAGAUGAGAUUUAACUGGCUGAGCGAGUACGUGGCCAGCAUCGUUAGCACCGAGUCCGCCACCUCGUCUUGGAGGCAAUUGCAGGAGCAGCUGCUCGACCCGCAGGCCAUCUACUGCCGUAUCAAGUCGACAUCCGCCGAAGCGCUGGAGCACAUAGUUAUCGCAUGUGUGGUAUACUUGCUAGUAUGCCUGGGCCUCUACAAGCUCACCUUUUGGCUCUCCCGCCACAGCAAUGCCACAGAAUCACAGGCGGGAGGCCUCAAAAAGGCUCUGCAGUCCGGCCUGAGCCUGCGUAGCAUCCGGCUGCCCCAAGCGGCGCACAUGGAGCGCGUCCUCCUGGUCACCGCCCACCCGGAUGAUGAGUGCAUGUUCUUCGGUCCGCUCAUCUACUCGCUGACGCAGCGCCAAGGCUGUCAGGUGUACAUACUCUGUCUGUCCAACGGCAACUUCGAACAGCAAGGCAAGGUGAGACGACAGGAACUGUGGCGUUCCUGCUCAAAACUGGGCAUUCCCGAGUCGAACAUUGUGCUGAUGAACGCCACCAACCUGCCGGAUGAUCCCAAUGUGGACUGGCGACCGGAUGCGGUAGCCGGCCUUAUACUCCACGCCGUCGAGAGCCUCAGCAUCCAGGCGAUAUUCACGUUCGAUCGCGAUGGCGUCAGCUCGCAUCCGAACCAUUGCGCUGUGUACUACGCGGCUGCCUCGCUGUGCUUGGCCAACCUUUUACCCAAAGAUUGCAAGUUCUACACCUUGGACUCGAUCAAUCUGGUCAGAAAAUAUCUAUCCAUCUUCGACCUGCUGUGCACGUGCUUUAUGUCGACGCAUUGGUGCAUUCUGAGUUGGAAGGAGGCAGGAAUCGUGAGGAGUGCUAUGAUGGAACAUCAGUCGCAGAUGAAGUGGUUUCGUUGGCUGUACAUCUACACGUCUCGCUACAUGUUCAUCAACUCGAUGCGUCAGAUAAAUCUCUCGGAUGUGGAACUGGAAAUGCAGAUUCAUGACAAUUAGGAAACGAAAAAAAAGUAACAAAUAAGAAAAGAAAAACUUUGAGAGGGAAACAACACCAAAAGACAAACUACCUUCAUAAACAGAUGCUCUAACGGCAGAGCGUGUUGUUUUUUUUUUUUUUAGACUCUGACGAUUCUACUAGUAUAUAUCAUAUAUAUGUGACUAUUGUUGGCCAAACACGCGAUAGUAAUUGGUAGGCAAUACAUCCGAAACAAACCAGGGAACAAAAGAACCAGAAAAAGUAAAAGCAACAGCAGCACCACAAAACAGUCCAUAAAUUAGUUUCGCACUCACACACAAACGAAAUGGCAAUUCUUUAAAUCUGCCUAUUCAUUAGUUAGCUCUAAUUAUUAUUUAUACUCAAUCCAAGCAAUGUUCCAAAGUGUGCGGUGUAGUCAAAUGCUUUAAAUUAAAUUAUUAAACGAAUGCAUGCAUUAUUAUAAUUGUUAGCUUAUGUUUUUAAUUUUGUUUGUUUGUGUACAUUUAUUCCACGUCCUUAGCAUACAACACACUCCUUUAGUGAGCUUUCUUCAACACAUCCGUUCCUGUAAAAUUGUAAAAUAGUUUGUUGUAAGCAGCGAAGUACAAUAAUUUUUAUAAAUAUAUUUACAUAAAUAUAUGAUUGUAUGUAUACAUAUAAAUCUACUACUUAUGAGCCAGAGAGAAUUCAUAAAUUAUAGGAAGCUGUUAUUUGUUCGUAUCAUUUAAAAGAGCGCACUUUCAAAUGAAUUGUUUUUGGGUCACGCCGAUCAUAGUAAAAUGCGAAGCGAUUUUUGUUGCAAUAUUAAA